This is a messenger RNA of Drosophila serrata, 3492 nucleotides long. RefSeq names its product Strabismus domain-containing protein Vang (gene Vang). NCBI's taxonomy places the organism in Eukaryota, Metazoa, Arthropoda, Insecta, Diptera, Drosophilidae. The record is from RefSeq and is a predicted model, not a curated record. Gene Ontology annotation, cellular component: membrane. Gene Ontology annotation, biological process: multicellular organism development.
UCGGCGAGUCGGGGGGUGAAGCCAAGUCGACGGAAAAGAAAAGCCAACAAAAAGAAAAAAUGUGUGUGAAAUAGUGAAAAUCCGAAAUAAAUAGCAAUGCUAGCGAUCAAAAGAGACAAUGUGCCGAUCCAUUAGCCAGAGUUUCUGCCCCAAAUCGCUGUGAGAGCAGUGGAGCACCCGAUGCGUGUGCACCGCCCUGCAUACCUGCAUAUGAAAACCUGCUGCCGCGGCCGUAAUUACAGUUAGACACUAAAAUAGCUGCACGGUCAGGUUGGGAGUUGUGGUUGAUCGGGGAGUAGGGAGAAGGGGGAACCUAAGCGGGGAUUUGCCCACGCACGCUCGCCAAUUGCAAUGGAAAACGAAUCCGUCAAAUCGGAACACAGUGGACGCUCGAGACGCUCGCGGAAUCACAACAACAACGGCGGAGGGGGAGGAAGCGGAGCUGGUGGUGGUGGAGGCAGCGUAAACAACGGCUACCACAGGGAACGUGAUCGAUCCCGUCACUCGCACCGCAGCACGCACUCGUCCAAGUCCGGGAAGGGAUUCCAGCGCGGCGACAUGGCGCCGUACCAGACCAGCGUGAACAUGACAGAUGACAACCGCGAUGGCCAGGAGGUCAUUGAGGUGCAAAUUCUGCCGCAGGAUGAGAACUGGGGUGAGAACACCACCGCUGUUACCGGCAACACCUCCGAGCAGAGUAUAUCAAUGGAGGACAUCAACAAUAUGUGGCACCGUGAAAACGAUAAGGGCUUUGGCUUCGCUUGCCGCCGCUACGUAGAGUCUAGUUUCUACUUUUUGCUCGGUUGCGCCGCCUUCUUCUCACCGGUGGCCAUGGUAGUUAUGCCUCACGUGGGCUUCUUCCCAUCGGCCUUCGAUCACUCGGAACUGACGCAAACCGUGCGCACCCAACUGCUAGCCUGCAGCGAGCAAUGCAAAGGACAACUAGUGUCUCUAGCAGCCCGCUUGCUCCUACUGGCCAUCGGCCUGUGGGCAGUGUUCAUGCGACGCACCUCGGCCAGCAUGCCGCGGAUUUUUCUGUACCGUGCAUUAGUGCUCCUGCUGGUCACCAUAUGCACUUUUGCCUAUUGGCUAUUCUACAUCGUGCAGGUCACGAACGUUGCCAAGAUUGUUGUGGAGACUGGUGGCGAUCGCGUAGACUACAAAUCGCUGGUGGGCUAUGCUACAAACUUUGUGGACACGCUGCUCUUCAUUCACUAUGUUGCCGUGGUAUUGCUGGAGCUGCGUCAUCAGCAGCCUUCCUACUACGUAAAGAUCAUCCGCUCCCCGGAUGGAGUGUCGCGCUCGUACAUGCUAGGACAGCUGAGCAUUCAGCGGGCAGCUGUUUGGGUACUGCAGCACUACUACGUGGACUUUCCCAUCUUUAACCCGUACCUGGAGCGCAUACCUAUAUCCGUCUCCAAGUCGCAGCGCAACAAGAUAUCGAACAGCUUUAAAUACUACGAAGUUGACGGGGUAAGCAACUCGCAGCAGCAGAGCCAGAGCCGAGCCGUGCUGGCUGCCAACGCUCGUAGACGGGACUCUUCGCACAACGAGCGGUUCUAUGAGGAGCACGAGUAUGAGAGGCGCGUGAAGAAACGACGCGCUCGUCUCAUUACUGCCGCCGAGGAGGCCUUCACUCACAUUAAGCGCAUCCACAACGAACCAGCUCCGGCAUUGCCGCUCGAUCCACAGGAGGCUGCAUCGGCCGUAUUUCCCUCAAUGGCCAGGGCCCUGCAGAAGUACUUGAGAGUGACGCGUCAGCAACCACGGCACACAUUUGAGAGCAUCCUGAAGCACUUGGCCCACUGCCUGAAGCACGAUUUGUCUCCGCGUGCCUUCCUAGAACCAUAUCUAACCGAAUCGCCGGUGAUGCAGAGCGAAAAGGAGCGCCGCUGGGUGCAGUCAUGGUCACUGAUCUGUGACGAGAUCGUCUCGCGGCCCAUUAGCAACGAGUGCACGUUCCAGUUGAUCCAGAACGAUGUCUCCCUUAUGGUCACCGUCCAUAAGCUGCCGCACUUCAACCUGGCCGAAGAGGUGGUGGAUCCCAAAAGCAACAAGUUUGUGCUCAAGCUGAACUCGGAGACCUCUGUAUGACACCACCACCAGCAGAACCAGCACAAUGGUCCGCCGAUAAUAACGCCCACGCACAGCAACCAGACGCAGUCGUCCUACUUGCAUGUGUUUGUCUGAUGCCCCAGUGUUCUCUUCUUACCACAUUUUCAAUCCCUACCAUUAAUCAUUCUACCAUUAAUUUAUACUUUUUUGUUUUCAACAGAUUUCCAGCCUUAUUCGUGAUUUAUUUUUGAUUUUCAAGGUUCUUAUAAACGAAAAUCAACCACAUUUUACAAUCAAAAUCUAUUUUGUAAUUCGAAAAGUUGAGAAAACUAUAGUUUUAUAAAUCAAAAACAAUUUAAUAUAAGCUUGAAAUCGAAACAAAUAAGUGAAAAAAUCAUAAGAGGCCCCUUUCCGUGUUUCCGCGCGAAACUAAAGAUUAUCAGUACUUAUCAGCUAUAAACUUGAACUUAUUGCCAGUAUAUCAAUGCUCAAAAGCCCAGUGUAUUAUCCUAGGCCUCGACUCGAACACAUAUCACACGACCCUUUGAUAAGCAAACAUGACUUACAAGUUCCCAAAGUAUUAAUUAUAAGAAUGACGAUCACACAGAUAUCAAACUCUUCAAUGCAGCUCUUUUAUACAAGUUUUUAUUUUAGGAAAUAUAUAUAUUAUAUAUAGGGUAAAGGUUGAGCUUAAUCGUUUCGAAAAAUUCCAAAUUUUACAGCGAAUAUUCGUUACGCUUAAGCCCUAUCCGCGGUGAGAGAAAUAUAUAUUCCAGAAGGAAUUUUUAGAUAGGACUCGGACUUGCGCCAAAAGUGGGGGAGGCGUCUUCCACUUUUGGCGCGACUCGAUAGGAUUUUACAGACGCACAGCAGCAGAUUUUUGAACCCGAAACUAAUUCUCGUCUGCCAGAAAACUACAACUCGAAUGCAACUGAUGACAAAUACAUACUUUAAGCAAAGACUGCCUGAAUAAUAUGCAUUUUAUACACCACAGACACGAAUUGCCAACAGCCACUAGCAGGUGUAGAUGUACUCACCUGUGCAUAGCAACCAUAGUAUAUAAUAAUACAUAUAUAUACAGAAGCUCGUGUAUUUUUAGAAACAAAAUUCUAGAGAUAAGGACCUCCGAAUUCGUAUUCGAACUUAUAUGAUGUACGUUCCAGUGAACAAUCCCUACCUAUAGCUAUUUACAAAACUACUUACUUAGCGAACUUUUGCUUGAGGUUUGAGUUUAUUUUCUUUUCUAGCAAAAUGCUUUACGUCAAGGCACACAAUCUUUUUAUACCUAAUACAAAAUACAAUCCUGUAGCAAUUACUUGAAGCAAUUGGAGAGAACUCAUCAUAUUUAUUGUAUUAACUUUCAAACUGUAACUGUUGUAAUUGUAAUUAAUGCUUAUGCCGUAAAUAAAUUGAGCCGACUUUUUUAACAGCUUUAUA